Theobroma umbraticum is the source of this 2556-nucleotide messenger RNA. RefSeq names its product Protein kinase superfamily protein. Gene Ontology annotation, molecular function: ATP binding; protein kinase activity. NCBI's taxonomy places the organism in Eukaryota, Viridiplantae, Streptophyta, Magnoliopsida, Malvales, Malvaceae. The record is from RefSeq and is a predicted model, not a curated record. Gene Ontology annotation, biological process: protein phosphorylation.
GUAGCAGUGACAUGAACACUUGGAAGAAAAAUACAAAAAGAAUACACAUUAAGAAAACAAGGAAGGAAAAACGGAACCCCAUUUCCAACUCUUUUUUUUUUCUUCACUUCACCAUAAUCCAGUAACCAAACCAAGAAAAACUGAGAUACCCAGAAACUGAAACAAGAAGAAAAAACACCAUGCCUUCAAGGCCUUUGCCUCCAGGUCCAAACCUACCAAGACCAAGUUUCAUCAGCAAAACAAGAGUCAUAUUCCUGAUCCUAACAAUCUCAUCUUCAGUGGUUAUUCUGUUUACAAUAAUUUACUUUCUUUACCAUCUUUGGAACUCUCUUUCAAACCGAGCUAAAACCAUCCCUUUUGACUCUAGUGCUCCUCUUAAGCUCCAAAGGUUUUGUUACAAAGAGUUAAAGAAUGCUACCAAUGAUUUUGAUGAUGCGAAUAUCAUAGGAAAAGGUGGUUCAGGUACUGUCUUCCGUGGCAUUGUCAGAGAUGGUAAACUGUUUGCCAUCAAAAGGCUUGAUACUGUAUCUUUGCAAACUGAGAGAGAGUUUCAAAAUGAGUUGCAGAUUCUUGGUGGUUUAAGAUCAUCUUUUUUGGUUACCCUUCUGGGGUAUUGUGUUGAAAAAAAUAAGCGUUUGCUUGUUUACGAGUAUAUGCCAAAUAAAAGCUUGCAAGAAUCACUUUUUGGAGACGGUCAGUUGAGCUUGAAUUGGCAAAGAAGGUUUGAUGUUAUCGUUGAUGUUGCUAAAGCUCUUGAAUUUCUUCACUUCGGUUGUGAUCCACCAGUGAUACAUGGAGAUAUUAAGCCUAGUAAUGUGUUGCUUGAUUCUGAUUUUAGAGCAAAGAUUUCAGAUUUUGGAUUGUCCAGAAUUAAAGUGGAGGGUGAGUUCGGAGUGGAUUUGUUUAGUCAAGAUUUGGGAAGGAGUCAAGAGCUAUGGAAGAGCCAAGAGUUACCUGGGAAUUUGGGAGGAACUACUGGUGAACAGACUCCAGCAAUUGGGACUCCUGUGGAUAGUAACAACAAUGAGGUAGACUUUGCACUUGCCUUGCAAGCUUCUUCUUCUUCAAAAAAUAGUAAAAAAUGUUAUAAUGUUAAGGCUCUGAAUUUAAAUUCUUUCAAUUACAAUGCUAACAUAGCUAGUGACAGUGAUUGUAAAGUUGGGAACAAUGGAAAAGGGAAGGAGGUUACUGAUGUGGAUAUUGCUGGUGAUGAUUGGAACACUAAGUUUGUGCCUUAUGAUGAUGAGUUUGGUAGCAUUGAUCAUAGUAAAGAGUUGAAUUCUAGUGCUAGUUUGGGUGUUGAUGUGGCAGCAAAUACAAAACAAUGGGGGAAGGAUUGGUGGUGGAGGCAGGACGGGAGUGGUGAAUUGUGUAGUAAAGAUUACGUUAUGGAGUGGAUAGGGAGUCAGAUAUGUCCUUCAAAUCCUGAUUGGGAUGAUGAGAAACAGGCCACUCCUGAAAAAAUUGAGUUGGACAAUUCAACUCAGUUGGAGAAGUUGGACGAUGUUAAUGAAUCCCAGGUACAAGGACUUGGCUUUGAAGCCUUGGAAAAGGGUUUUGAGAAGAAAGAACCAAAAGGAAGGAAAAAUCGGAAAAAGAAACAUAGGAAGAUGCAAGAAUGGUGGAAAGACGAGCAUUUAGGUGAGAUAAGCAAGAAGGAUAGUAAGCUGAAGCAGCUUAAGACAAAGUGGAAGAAAGGAUUUAAAAUGCCACAUUUUGAUCUGGGAAGGCGGUUUUAUUUUCACAGGAGAAAGAAGUUUGGGGAACCAAAUCAAGAUGCCUGUGAUGCAAAUGGAGAGUUCAGUUUUAGAAGGGGAUGGAGGAGAAAGAACAACAAUUCUGUUGGAAGUGACAUGUGGAGUGGGGAUCUUUUUAGUCGUGAGCUAAGCAGCACAACAAGCAUGAGGGGGACUUUGUGUUAUGUUGCGCCAGAGUAUAAUGGCUGUGGCUACUUGAUGGAGAAGGCUGACAUUUACAGUUUAGGAGUUUUGAUCCUUGUGAUUGUGUCUGGUAGAAGGCCAUUGCAUGUUCUUGCUUCACCUAUGAGGCUUGAAAAGGCAAACUUAAUAAGCUGGUGUAGGCAAUUAGCUCAAUCUGGAAACGUAUUAGAACUGGUAGAUGAGAGAUUGAAAGAUGAGUACAGUAAGGAGCAGGCAAGCUUGUGCAUAAAUUUGGCACUUAGUUGCCUGCAGAAAAUGCCUGAGUUGCGGCCAGACAUUGGGGAGAUUGUAAGGAUCCUGAAAGGGGAGAUGGAUCUCCCGCCAAUCCCGUUUGAGUUUUCUCCAUCUCCACCAUCUAAAUUAUACAACAGAUCAAGGAGAAAACAGAAGGCAAAUGCAGAGUAGUUUUUGGUAAUCCUUUCAAUUUUGCUUCUGUUUCUGCUGUCAAAUUGGGGGGGUUUGGUGACUGUUGAGUGUAAUAUAGCAGAGAUGAUUGGAAGCUGUUCUUCAAAAUGUAUAUGGGGGACUGAAGGUGUGUAUCACGAUGAUUAUGUUGUUUGUAUAUUAUAUGAAUGAUUUGCACUUUCUUUUCUACUAACUUGAUGUCGAUCACUUA